Messenger RNA from Malania oleifera, 2931 nucleotides. RefSeq names its product CSC1-like protein At4g35870. The record is from RefSeq and is a predicted model, not a curated record. The coding region runs from base 309 to 2798 and encodes 829 amino acids. The transcript has a single exon. Gene Ontology annotation, cellular component: plasma membrane. Lineage: Eukaryota; Viridiplantae; Streptophyta; Magnoliopsida; Santalales; Ximeniaceae. Gene Ontology annotation, molecular function: calcium-activated cation channel activity.
UUCAUAUGCUGUUUAAUAAAAUGAGAGCAGAUAACAGCAGAAGCUGCAAAGGCAGUUAUACCGCCUUUGAAAUCGUGUUUUGUGAACACGAGGUUUAUCGGAACUUCUCGGCGUUCGCGCAGCACCGAGCACUCCAAAACGCGUAUCAAUUCCAUUCUGUCCACCCCUCAACUCACUCCACGAAUCUUCCACAAAAACCCUAGCGGCCACUCCGGUUCUUCCCUCGCAAUCUGUUCUUCUUCCUUCUAACUCAACCCGAUUAACAAUGAGGAAACCCUAAAAAUAGCCUGUUCCACCUGCCCAACUACAUGGACUUAUCGUUCCCUAAUUCAUCGCCGAUCAUAUCUCCUUCUCCGGCCAUGAACCAGACCAUAUCUCCUCCGCCGUCGCCGUCAACUGACCGGGACGCCGACGGCGAGAUAGUGUGGUACGGAAACAUACAGUACCUCAUCAACAUAUCCGCAAUCGGCGCUUUCUGUUGUGUCGUCAUCUUCCUCUUCGUGAAGCUCAGAAGCGACCACCGCCGGAUUCCAGGCCCCUCCGCUCUCGUUGCUAAGCUUCUCGCUGUGUGGCACGCCACCGGGCGCGAGAUCGCUCGCCACUGUGGUGCGGACGCAGCUCAAUUUUUGACCAUUGAAGGUGGGAGCUGCGCCGUUUUGAUUGGAAUUGCUAUUAUCGCGGUAUCGCUCAUCCUCCCUCUGAAUCUUUAUGCCGGUACUACUGUGAUAGAUGAUCAGUUCUCAAAAACUACGAUAAAUCACAUUGAGAAAGGUUCGCCUUUUUUGUGGGUUCACUUUCUUUUUGCAAUUGUUGUUGUGGUUUUGGUGCAUUUUGGUAUGACUACAAUUGAGGAACGGUUGAGAAUCACUAGGUUUAGGGACGGAUAUGGAAGUUUAGGUGACCAAACCACAGGCUCGACCGCAAUUUUUAGUAUAAUGGUGCAGGGAAUACCAAAAAGUUUGGGUUACGAUAAGACACCUUUGCAGGAUUAUUUUCAGCAUAAGUAUCCUGGGAAGGUGUACAGGGUCAUUGUGCCUAUGGAUUUGUGUGCAUUGGAUGGUCUAGUUGCAGAGUUGGUGAAAGUUCGGGAUGACAUUUCUUGGUUGGUGGCAAGAAUUGACUCUCGCUUUUUAAUGGAUGAAAGUGAUUAUGGUGAAAAUGGUGGGGUUUCGUCAGCGGGAUUAUGGAGCCAGGUUUGUGGUAUGUGGAGAAGAAUAAAAAUUUUUUUGCAUCAGGUUGAGAAUCGCAUUGGUUUUACUGAUGAAGAGAGAUUGAGGAGAUUGCAAGAAUUGAGAGCUGAUUUAGAGACUGAAUUGGCUGCAUACAAGGAAGGGCGGGCACCUGGUGCUGGAGUUGCAUUUGUGAUGUUUAAAGAUGUUUACACUGCUAAUAAAGCUGUUCAGGACUUUCGGAAGGAGAAGAAGAGGCGAAUUGGUAAGUUCUUCUCUGUCAUGGAGUUGCAGCUGGAGAGGAACCAAUGGAGGGUCGAACGGGCGCCACUAGCAACAGAUAUUUACUGGAGUCAUUUGGGAUCGACAAAGCUCUCCCUGAAAUUGCGUAGGGUGUGCGUAAACACAUGCCUGCUGUUGAUGCUGCUGUUCUUUAGUUCACCUCUAGCGGUGAUCAGUGCUGUGAAGAGUGCUGGGCGGAUUAUCAAUGCUGAAGCGAUGGAUAAUGCCCAACUGUGGCUGGCUUGGGUGCAAAGCUCGAGCUGGGUGGCAACCCUAAUCUUUCAGUUCCUGCCCAAUGUUAUUAUAUUUGUAAGCAUGUAUAUAAUAGUCCCAUCGGUUCUUUCUUAUCUGUCCAUGUUUGAGCGACAUCUCACACUCUCUGCCGAGCAAAGAGCUGCGCUUCUGAAGAUGGUUUGUUUCUUCCUUGUAAAUCUCAUUAUCCUGAGGGGUUUGGUUGAAUCUUCCUUAGAGAGUGCAAUCUUGCGGAUGGGACGAUGUUACUUGGAUGGAGAAGAUUGCAAGAGGAUUGAACAGUAUAUGAGUGCCUCAUUCCUGUCAAGAUCAUGCCUCUCCUCUCUUGCAUUUCUAAUCACCUGCACCUUUUUGGGAAUAUCUUAUGAUCUAUUGGCUCCAGUACCUUGGAUAAAAAAGAAGCUUCAGAAAUUUCGGAAGAAUGACAUGCUAAAUCUGGUACCUGAACAAAGUGAAGAAUACCCAUUAGAAAAUCAAGAAACAGACAGCCUUCGGAGGCCUCUGAUGACUGAAAGAUCAUUUGCAAACAAUAAUGGAACUUCACAUGGCUCUGGAUUGAAUGUAAUUGAUCUACAGGGACAAGAUCUAUCUGUGUAUCCCGUCAAUGGAACCUCACCUGUCCCCAAACAAACGUUUGAUUUUGCACAAUAUUAUGCUUUUAAUCUGACAAUAUUUGCCCUGACCAUGAUAUAUUCGUCAUUCGCUCCACUUGUUGUCCCAGUUGGUGCAGUUUAUUUUGGGUACAGGUAUGUGGUUGAUAAGUACAACUUUCUCUUUGUUUACAGAGUUCGAGGAUUCCCUGCUGGCAAUGAUGGAAGAUUGAUGGACACUGUUUUGUGUAUCAUGCGGUUCUGUGUUGAUUUAUUUCUCCUGUCAAUGCUCUUGUUCUUUUCGGUCCAAGGGGACUCCACAAAGCUGCAAGCUAUUUUCACUCUUGGGUUGCUAAUAUUGUAUAAACUGUUGCCUUCUAAUAAUGAUGGUUUUGAGCCUGCCCUGUUGGAAGGCGUACAGAAUAUUGACUGCAUUGUAGAUGGGCCCAUUGAUUAUGAGGUUCUCUCACAGCCCAAAUUUGAAUGGGAUGCAUAUCGUAUAUGAUGAAAUGUCCCUCUUUCCAUUGGCCCUUUAAAAGAAAAUCUUUUGUAUCGAUCCUGUAUGAUUAUGACACUUCAUUCUUUAUGUUCUUAAAGUAUAUAAUGUAAAAUUUUUACAGUCUGCUUUGCCAUUUGAA